ACUUCUCACAAGGUUCGAACUGUUCCACCUAAAAUGCAACAGAUACCAUUAAUGGAUGAAGAGGCAAUGACUUUACUUGAAGCCAUAUCAAGUGAUGAACUAGAGUCUUUGAGCCAGGAUGUUUACACUGAAGUAGCAAAUGGAGUGAUCUUGGGAUUAUGCUUUGAAGUCCACAGAGCUGUAAAACUGGGGAUUUUGUUUUUGGACGAAUCCAAAGAAGAAAGUGAGAAGAAGUUUGAAAUUGUUGAUGAAAUUGGACGCGAUGUUUUCGGUCAAGUCCCCAUUAAAAAGCAAUUUGAAUGUGUGUGUCCAAAUUGUCAGCGAAACCUAGCUGCCUCGAGAUUUGCUCCACAUUUGGAAAAAUGCAUGGGAAUGGGCAGAAACAGUUCUCGCCUUGCGAGCAAAAGGAUUGCCAACUCUGGGAAAGUAGACAGUGAUAUUGAUGACUUUGAUGAUGGUGACUGGAAUUAUGGGAAUGACAGAAAAUGUAAGUAUUAUAUGCUUUCGUCCAUAUUCAAAAAUUAAAAUAUUCAGAAUGAA
Messenger RNA from Limulus polyphemus (Atlantic horseshoe crab), 540 nucleotides. RefSeq names its product ataxin-7-like protein 3. NCBI's taxonomy places the organism in Eukaryota, Metazoa, Arthropoda, Merostomata, Xiphosura, Limulidae. The transcript has 5 exons. Gene Ontology annotation, cellular component: SAGA complex; DUBm complex. Gene Ontology annotation, molecular function: transcription coactivator activity. Bases 34 to 525 code for a protein of 163 amino acids. The record is from RefSeq and is a predicted model, not a curated record. Gene Ontology annotation, biological process: regulation of transcription by RNA polymerase II; positive regulation of DNA-templated transcription.